AGAGAUCUUUUUCUGUUCAGAGGAAGUGAAACUGUUCUUCAGUCUCUGGCAGCAGCUGAAAUGGAGCAGCAAGAAGUUCAACUGGACAGAGAAAGUUUCUCCUGUUCGAUCUGUCUGGAUCUACUGAAGGAUCCGGUGACUACUGGCUGUGGACACAGCUACUGUAAGAGCUGUAUUAACACCCACUGGGACAAUGGGGAGGAGAGAGGAAGCUACAGCUGUCCUCAGUGUAGACAGUUCUUCACACCGAGGCCUGUCCUGGAGAAAAACACCAUGUUAGCUGAUUUAGUGGAGGAGCUGAAGAAGACUGGACUCCAAGCUGCUCCUGCUGAUCACUGCUAUGCUGGACCUGAAGAUGUGGCCUGUGAUUUCUGCACUGGGAGAAAACUGAAAGCUCUCAAGUCCUGUUUGAAUUGUUUGGCCUCUUAUUGUGAAAAACACCUCCAGCCUCAUCUUCAGGCAGCUCCAUUUAAGAAGCACAAGCUGGUGGAGCCCUCGGAGAAGCUCCAGGAGAACAUCUGCUCUCGUCACGACGAGGUGAUGAAGAUGUUCUGCCGCACUGAUCAGCAGUGUAUCUGUUAUCUCUGCUCUGUGGAGGAACAUAAAGACCACGACACAGUGUCAGCUGCAGCAGAAAGGACUGAGAGGCAGAGAGAGCUCGGGCUGAGGAGACAAACAAUCCAGCAGAGAGUCCAGGACACAGAGAAAGACGUGAAGCUGCUUCAACAGGAGGAGGAGGCCCUCAAUGGCUCUGCUGAUAAAGCAGUGGAGGACAGUGAGGAGAUCUUCACUGAGAUGAUCCGUCUGCUGCAGAAAAGAAGCUCUGAUGUGAAGCAGCAGAUCAGAUCCCAGCAGAAAACUGAAGUGAGUCGAGUCAGAGAGCUUCAGGAGAGACUGGAGCAGGAGAUCACUGAGCUGAAGAGGAAAGACCAGGAACUGAAGCAGCUCUCAGACACAGAGGACCACACCCAGUUUCUACACAACUACACCUCACUGUCACCACUCAGUGGAUCUACACACUCAUCCAGCAUCAGGAUCCGUCCUCUGAGGAACUUUGAGGACGUGACAGCAGCUGUGUCCCAGGUCAGAGGUCGACUACAGGACAUUCUGAGUGAGACAGAGACACAGAUUUUACAGAUUGUGUCUCAAGUGGAUGUUUUACUGCCACAUCCAGAGCCAGAGACCAGAGCUGACUUCUUAAGAUAUUCACAGGAAAUCACACUGGAUCCAAACACAGCAAACAAAUAUCUGUUAUUAUCUGAGGGAAACAGAAAAACAACAUAUAUGAGUAAACAUCAGUCUUAUUCUGAUCACCCAGACAGAUUCACUGGCUGGCCUCAGGUCCUGAGUAGAGAGAGUCUGACUGGACGUUGUUACUGGGAGGUGGAGGUGGGGAGCAGAGGAGUUGGUGUAUCAGUCACAUACAAGAAUAUCAGCAGAGCAGGAAACUCAGGUGAAUGUGCAUUUGGAUACAAUGAUAAAUCUUGGUCAUUAUAUUGUUAUGUAAACAGAUAUAACUUUUAUUACAACAGCAUCUACACUCCAGUGUCAGGUCCUGUGUCCUCCAGAGUAGGAGUGUACCUGGAUCACAGUGCAGGUGUUCUGUCCUUCUACAGAGUCUCUGACACCAUGACUCUCCUCCACAGAGUCCAGACCACAUUCAUUCAGCCUCUCUAUGCUGGAGUUUAUGUUUAUCAAGGAUCCACAGUUGAGUUGUGUAAACUCAAAUCCUCGCUUCCCCGCGGAGAUGUAGGAGGAGAAGCCCGUGGUGCUGCUAUCGGCAGCUCGGAUGCGGCGGCCAGUCCCGCGCCGACCUGCUCCCCGGGGGGGCCGGCCGGCCGGCACUGUGGUGUGGUCGACCAGUGCCGGCCCCGCUGGGCAGCGGGUCCCCGUCGCUCCGGUACCAGAGGAGCCGUGGGGGCUCCCGUCCCAGCGCUCGUAGCAGCAUCAGGACCGGGCGGAGCCGGGUCACUCCGCUUCGGACAGGCUCUCACCAGCAGAGAUCUGGUUCUGUUCAGAGGAAGUGAAACUGUUCUACAGUCACUGGCAGCAGCUGAAAUGGCGCAGCAAGAAAUUCACCUGGACAGAGGAAGAUUCUCCUGUCCGAUCUGUCUGGAUCUACUGGAGGAUCCGGUGACUACUGGCUGUGGACACAGCUUCUGUAAGAGCUGUAUUAACACCCACUGGGACAAUGGGGAGGAUAGAGGAAGCUACAGCUGUCCUCAGUGUAGACAGACCUUCACACCGAGGCCUGUCCUGGAGAAAAACACCAUGUUAGCUGAUUUAGUGGAGGAGCUGAAGAAGACUGGACUCCAAGCUGCUCCUGCUGAUCACUGCUAUGCUGGACCUGAAGAUGUGGCCUGUGAUGUCUGCACUGGGAGAAAACUGAAAGCUCUCAAGUCCUGUUUGAAUUGUUUGGCCUCUUAUUGUGAAAAACACCUCCAGCCUCAUUUUCAGUCAGCUCCAUUUAAGAAGCACAAGCUGGUGGAGCCCUCGGAGAAGCUCCAGGAGAACAUCUGCUCUUGUCACGACGAGGUGAUGAAGAUGUUCUGCCGCACUGAUCAGCAGUGUAUCUGUUAUCUCUGCUCUGUGGAGGAACAUAAAGACCACGACACAGUGUCAGCUGCAGCAGAAAGGACUGAGAGGCAGAGAGAGCUCGGGCUGAGGAGACAAACCAUCCAGCAGAGAGUCCAGGACACAGAGAAAGACGUGAAGCUGCUUCAACAGGAGGAGAAGGCCCUCAAUGGCUCUGCUGAUAAAGCAGUGGAGGACAGUGAGGAGAUCUUCACUGAGAUGAUCCGUCUGCUGGAGAAAAGAAGCUCUGAUGUGAAGCAGCAGAUCAGAUCCCAGCAGGAAACUGAAGUGAGUCGAGUCAGAGAGCUUCAGGAGAGACUGGAGCAGGUGAUCACUGAGCUGAAGAGGAAAGACCAUGAACUGAAGCAGCUCUCAGACACAGAGGACCACAACCAGUUUCUACACAACUACCCCUCACUGUCACCACUCAGUGGAUCUACACACUCAUCCAGCUUCAGGAUCCGUCCUCUGAGGAACUUUGAGGACGUGACAGCAGCUGUGUCCCAGGUCAGAGGUCGACUACAGGACAUUCUGAGUGAGACAGAGACAGAGAUUUUACAGAUUGUGUCUCAAGUGGAUGUUUUACUGCCACAACCAGAUCCAGAGACCAGAGCUGACUUCUUAAGAUAUUCACAGGAAAUCACACUGGAUCCAAACACAGUAAACAAAUAUCUGUUAUUAUCUGAGGGAAACAGAAAAGUUACAUGUAUGAGAAAAGAUCAGUCUUAUUCUAAUCACCCAGACAGAUUCACUGUUUGGUAUCAGGUCCUGAGUAGAGAGAGUCUGACUGGACGUGGUUACUGGGAGGUGGAGGUGGGGGUGGGGGGAGUUGGUGUAGCAGUCACAUACAAGAAUAUCAGCAGAGCAGGAGACUCACGUGAAUGUUUAUUUGGAUACAAUGAUAAAUCUUGGUCAUUAUAUUGUGAUAGAAACAGAUAUGACUUUUAUUACAACAGCAUCUGGACUCCAGUGUCAGGUCCUGUGUCCUCCAGAGUAGGAGUGUACCUGGAUCACAGUGCAGGUGUUCUGUCCUUCUACAGAGUCUCUGACACCAUGACUCUCCUCCACAGAGUCCAGACCACAUUCACUCAGCCUCUCUGUGCUGGAGUUAGGGUUUAUCAUUCUGGAUCCACAGCUGAGUUCUGUAAACUCAAAUAGACUUGAGUCAUUAAAGCAGUGAUUUAGAUUCUGUGUGUAAAUCUUUAACUUCUCUUGUCUCCAUGUUUGUUGAUCAAAGUUCGUCGUGGUGACGUUUCUGCUCCGCACAGAGAUCAGCUGUCAAUCAAACGCUGACCUUCCUUUAUCUCACAUAUUCAGUUCUCACUUUGUAAAGACAGAAAUCUAUAAUCACACUGACAUGAAUGUGUUUGAAAGAACUGAUGUUGCUGUUGUUUUCUAAAUCAAUGUAGAAAGCAGGUCGUGUGAUCUUUUAGAACCUGUGUUGAUCCUGAUGAGUGUUGCAAAGGGGCGGAACAUUUCUGGAAACUUUCUGGAAACUUUUCACGGGAAGUUAAGCUCAGGAAUCUUUAUACAGUAGGCUAACUUUUGACAGGCGUAAGACUAUAAUGUAUGUACAGUUGCAAUCAGAAAUAUUAAAACCCCCACAAUGGUUUUAAGGAU
Platichthys flesus (European flounder) is the source of this 4194-nucleotide messenger RNA. RefSeq lists its product as uncharacterized. The transcript has 3 exons. The coding region runs from base 61 to 3732 and encodes 1223 amino acids. NCBI's taxonomy places the organism in Eukaryota, Metazoa, Chordata, Actinopteri, Pleuronectiformes, Pleuronectidae. Gene Ontology annotation, molecular function: protein binding; zinc ion binding. The record is from RefSeq and is a predicted model, not a curated record.